AUGUUCUCGAAUCCUGUGCGGGAUGGCACAACUGGACGUCCGGUUCGAUCGUCCUUCAAAAACUUCAAGCUUCAUGCCCUGUCCUACAACUUUCGCCCUCCACGCCACCCACAUCCAACGUCGCCUCAACUACCCUCCCUCCCCCCCCCCGACCUCGCCACCGACGACGACGACGACGACGAAAUCAACCAUCAACCGACGAGGCCGGCUACGGGGUCAAUGAUCGAGGUCGAGGAGGACGGCGGUAUGAAGUCGAUGGUCGGCAACGAGGUCAAGGUCGAGGUCGAGCAAAUCAUCUAUCCACACAUUGUCAGUACACAGUCUUCGAAGGACCUUACUCCGUACGUUGUCGUACACAUGUAA
This is a messenger RNA of Coprinopsis cinerea okayama7#130, 363 nucleotides long. RefSeq lists its product as hypothetical. The transcript is spliced from 2 exons. The coding region runs from base 1 to 363 and encodes 120 amino acids. Lineage: Eukaryota; Fungi; Basidiomycota; Agaricomycetes; Agaricales; Psathyrellaceae. The record is from RefSeq and is a predicted model, not a curated record.